AUGACCCUUGGCAAAGUCACACGGUGGCUUGACCAGAUUUGCGCCGCGGAGUGCGAAGAGACGCAGUUCCCUACCCCGCUCUCUACGUCGCCUCCCCAGCCCUCCCUGAAACGAAUCCACGACUCUGAGACCACAAUAAAGGAGCCUUCCAAAAAGCAACGCAAAAGUCAAUUGGAGAGCGCGUCCGACACAUCCUCACAGCUGCCUACUCUUCGCGAUGACGGGACAUUUCUGUCGCAGCCAGCCUCAACGGCCAGUCAAGCACGACAGUGGUCUCCCAGCCCAGCCCGCCAUAAGACGCUAUUAGCAAAUGCAACACCGCGAGUAUACUAUUUUCACGAGCGGGACGAGCCGAAAGAUUUUACUGCCAAAAGCCUAUUCGGGUUUCUUUCGCAAGAAACGAGUUGGCGACCAGAGUCAGCUAAGAUCCAAGAGGCAGCCACCGGGUCCUGGAAAUGUGCAAGGCAACAGCGAAGUGAGAGUUCCUGGGUAACGGAGGUCACUCGGCCUAUGUUGCUAGCAUCCAUCGGGGACCUUCCUCUAGAAGCCUGGGGCAUAGUGAAUCGGCCCACACCUGCUACCAACCGCAAUAAACCGCCCGAGAUCGAUGUCAUCGCAAAGUCGACUACGUUCACCAACGGUUACGCCAACCAUGUCGACCACCCUCAUACAGGAGCCCAAGUGUUAGGUGCUGGCUGUGAGAUUAAACCCAAAUAUGGAAAUUUGUUGGAAGCUGAGAUCCAACCUGGAGUCUGGGCAGCCGGGCUCUUCUCAUGGGCAUUUGAGCAUCGAGUAGGGCCAGAUUUGCCACCCCCAUUGGUCGGCUUCAUCUCCGUGGGUGAGUCGUGGGAGUUCUAUAUCAUAUAUGGCGUACCGACCGAGGUCGGUGAGGACAAUGAGUUGCCAGGGCUGGCAGAAGUGCACGUUUGGGGCCCAUUAUCUGACCUUGCUGGUCGGACCUCAACUGAAAAAACAUGA
Messenger RNA from Aspergillus nomiae NRRL 13137, 978 nucleotides. RefSeq lists its product as uncharacterized. The record is from RefSeq and is a predicted model, not a curated record. The transcript is spliced from 3 exons. Bases 1 to 978 code for a protein of 325 amino acids. NCBI's taxonomy places the organism in Eukaryota, Fungi, Ascomycota, Eurotiomycetes, Eurotiales, Aspergillaceae.